Molecule: messenger RNA, 1008 nt
Organism: Necator americanus (New World hookworm)
Lineage: Eukaryota; Metazoa; Nematoda; Chromadorea; Rhabditida; Ancylostomatidae
Exons: 1
Coding region: 1-1008 (335 amino acids)
Source: RefSeq, a predicted model, not a curated record
AUGAGAAGAUGUGGUCCAACACCAGCUUUGACUAUCUUCGUCGCUUACGUUCCAACAUCAAGCUACGAAGAAGAAGAAGAAGUCGAAGCUUUCUGCAUGGACCUGGAGAAGUUCUACCGAGAAGAUCAUGCCUUCUACAAGGUCAUAAUUGGCGAUUUCAACGCCAAAGUUGGCCCAAGAAGAACGCCGGAGGAACUUCACAUCGGGACCCACGGCCUACAAUGGAACGACCAAGGGGAGAGGCUCUCCGAGUUCAUCAUGACGACUAAGACCAUCCAUGGGAACUCGCAAUUCCAGAAGCCCUCAUGUCUACGCUGGACGUGGGAGUCACCCAGUGGAGGGUACCGUAAUGAAAUAGACCACAUCAUCGUCAAUAAAAGGUUCUGCCUGACGGAUGUCGCUGUUGUACCAAAGUUCUAUACGGGAUCGAACCAUCGCCUCCUCCGAGGAAGAUUUUCUUUCACAAGGAGAGUGGAGAAAGCCGCCAAGUUCAGAGAGAGAAAUUCCAGGACUAUCAUCAACUGGGAUCUCUUCGCUACGCUAGCCGGCUUUUGGGAAGAUUCCGCAAUGGACAACAUCGACGAGGAAUAUGACCGGCUUAUUGAACACCUUCACGACUGCGCGAAGAAGGCUGAGAGCUUUAAAACCACCAAGAGACGCCUGUCUCUUGAAACUCUUAAGCUGAUACGCCAGCGUGGAGCAGCACGAGCCGCAGGGAACCAAGAACUCACGUCCGAGCUCGCAAAGCUUUGCAGAGAGGCGAUAAAGGAAGACCUUAAAGAGAGAAGAGCAGAAGUACUGGCUGAAGCUGCAGAGGCGGGGAAAAGCAUCCGCUGUGCCCGUCAAGACUUCGCCAGUCGCAAGACAAGGAUGACUGCUCUCCGGAACCCGAAGGGAACAACCAUUGUAUCGAGAAGAGGGAUGGAGAAAAUCACCUACGAAUUCUACUCUGAUCUCUUCGACAGCCAUGUCCACUUGCCUCCUCACCACCUGAGGGAAGAUGGAUAA